Capsella rubella is the source of this 3762-nucleotide messenger RNA. RefSeq lists its product as uncharacterized. NCBI's taxonomy places the organism in Eukaryota, Viridiplantae, Streptophyta, Magnoliopsida, Brassicales, Brassicaceae. Gene Ontology annotation, molecular function: nucleic acid binding; RNA-DNA hybrid ribonuclease activity. The transcript has 3 exons. The record is from RefSeq and is a predicted model, not a curated record. The coding region runs from base 1 to 3762 and encodes 1253 amino acids.
AUGCGUCGUGAACAUUUCCCGGAUUUUCUGUUCCUCAUGGAGACUAAAAACUCCAGUUCUCACGUUUUGAAUUUACAAAGGUCUUUAGGAUAUGACUAUGCUCAUAUUGUUGAUCCAAUUGGUUUGAGUGGUGGUUUGGCUCUCUUUUGGAAAGCAGCUUAUGAGGUAGAGGUUUUAAGUGCGGAUCAUCGUAUCAUUGAUAUCAAAGUGAAAUUGGGAUCUCUCUCUUUUUUCAUCUCUUGUGUAUAUGGUGACCCCAUUUUUAAUCGAAGACAAGUAGUAUGGGAUAGAUUAAUUGACAUUGGUGUCUCCAGAGAUGCUCCAUGGAUGGUUUUGGGUGAUCUUAAUGAGAUCACGGAUAAUUCAGAAAAGCUAGGUGGACCAGCACGGGCAGAAUCUACUUUCUUUCCUUUCCGGUAUAUGAUAAGUGAUUGUCGCCUACGGGAGGUUCCUAGUCUUGGUAACAAAUAUUCAUGGGCUGGAGAGCGCAACAAGAUGUGGGUUCAAUGCUGUUUAGAUAGAGUGUUGGGUAAUACAGCUUGGUUUCAUCUUUUCCCAAGAGUGCAAGCUGAAUUCCUGGAGCGAAUAGGUUCAGAUCACAGACCGGUUUUCACUAGAUUCACCAAUGAAAACAUGUCUUGGAGAGGACGGUUCAUGUUUGACAAACGUUGGUCUUCUAAACCGGCCUUUAAAGAUGUUGUGAAGGCUGGCUGGUCUCAGGGCGAAGCAGCAGGCCAAGUUUCAUUGAUGAAUAGGCUUGCGAAUUGCAGAAGGCAUAUAUCUCUUUGGAAGAGACGGACUAAUCAAAAUUCCAAAGCUCGCAUUACUGUUUUACGACAGAAGCUGGAUGAUGAGGGUACUAAGUUACAACCGGAUUUUACCUUCAUGAAGUCUUGCCGAUGGGAGUUGGAAGAAGCCUACAGAGAAGAAGAAUUAUUUUGGAAACAAAAAAGCAAGGAAAGAUGGUUACAGGAAGGAGAUCGCAACACUAAGUUCUUCCAUGGCAGUGUUCAAAGAAGGAGAGCUCAAAAUCGUAUUUUUUCUCUCUUAGAUAACCAUGGCAUAGAACAAUUUUCUGAAGGUUCUAAAGGAGAGAUUGCAGUGGAAUAUUUCAGAAAAAUGUUUACAAGUACUAAGCCCUCUACUAUUUCUGAAGCGUUAGAGGGGAUGACGGUGCGAGUUACAGAUUCUAUGAACACGGUUUUGACUCGGCCUGUCUCUGGUGAUGAAGUAAAGAAAGCGGUAUUUAGUAUCAAAGGAGAGAGUACUCCUGGGGCAGAUGGUAUGUCAAGUUUUUUCUAUCAAACUUAUUGGGACACUGUUGGACCUCAAGUCAUUGCUGAAGUUCAAGAGUUUUUUCGAUCUGGUGUUCUUCCUGCUGAAUGGAAUUUCACUCAGAUUUGUCUCCUUCCCAAAAAGCUUAAUCCGUCUUCAAUUCCAGCAGUACUUGUCAAGAAGAAUUCAUUGCCAUUAAAACAGGAGUGGGAUUUCUUAGAAGAACUAAUGAUUCGGCUUGGUUUUGAUAUUAAAUGGGUUCAGUGGAUUAUGAGCUGUGUAAGAUCAGUUUCCUUCUCGGUGCUUAUUAAUGGUUCAUCUCAUGGUUUCAUCAAACCAGAACGGGGUAUUCGUCAAGGUGAUCCGUUAUCUCCCUUUCUCUUUAUUUUAUGUGCUGAGGCUCUUGUGCAUAUAAUGAAUAAAGCAGAGAUGGAAGGGAGAAUUUCUGGCCUGCACAUUACUCCAUCUGCUCCGUCAAUACAACACCUUUUGUUUGCGGACGAUAGCUUGUUUAUUUGUCGAGCUACUUUUCAAGAAUGUUCAGAGUUCCUGAAGUGUUUACAACUCUAUGGAUUAGCUUCAGGGCAAGAGAUAAAUUUUCAGAAAUCUUCUAUUACUUUUGGUAAGAAGCUUGAUCCGAUAAUGAGGCAUUUACUUGGUUCUUACACUGGAAUUACUCAAGUAGGAGGUGCUGGGAAGUAUUUGGGACUACCAGAAUGUUUCAGCGGGUCAAAGAGAGAGUUACUGAAGUACAUUACUGAUCGCCUGAACUCUCGUCUUAGUGGCUGGUUUGAGAAAACUUUAUCCUUAGGUGGUAAAGAGGUGCUUUUAAAAUCGGUUGCAAUGGCACUUCCAGUUUAUGCUAUGUCAUGUUUCAAGUUGACAAAGCAUCAAUGUCAGAAGAUUACUAGUGCCAUGGCCAUGUUUUGGUGGAAUGCCUGUGAGGACAAGAACAAGAUGCAUUGGGUAUCAUGGGAAAAAAUGUGUCAAUCUAAACAGAGAGGAGGUUUAGGCUUUCGCGAUAUUGGCAGAUUUAAUCAAGCUCUUUUGGCGAAACAAGCUUGGCGGUUCUUAGAUGAUCCUAACUCAUUACUGGCCCGAGUCUAUAAAGCAAAAUACUUUUCAUCCUCUUCCUUUUUAGAGGCUAAAAGUGGGUAUCGUCCUUCUUACGCUUGGAGAAGUAUCUUAUUCGAUAAGUGGGUUCUGGAUAAGGAGCCACGGCGACCGCUAAAUAAAGAGCUUUUCCUUAAUGUUUCUCUUAAAGUGGAGUCGCUUAUAAAUGAGCAUGGUGAGUGGAAUGUGCCUCGUCUAGAGGAGCUAUUUUUCCCAUGUGAUGUGGUUAGAAUUAGAUCAUUUCCGCCUCAACCUCGGUUACCUGACAAGGUGAUUUGGGCUUACACUAGAGAUGGCCGGUAUACAGUGAAAAGUGGACACUGGUUUUUGAAUCAUGAAGCAGAGAAGUGUAACAUGCCUCCAGCCAAUGUUCUGUUGUUGAAUAAGACCAAAGAAAGGGUGUGGACAAUCUUAACUGAGCCCAAAAUACGUUUGUUUCUCUGGCGUGCUCUUUCUGGUGCUAUUGCUGUUGCAGAUUGUAUGAGAAGUCAUGGUUUGCAGGUUAGUCUGCUGUGUCCGAUUUGCCAUUGUGAGGAGGAAACAGUUUCACAUGUUCUAUUUGCGUGUACUUUGGCGAAUCGUGUUUGGCAAGCCUCUCUUCUUCCACUUCCAAGGACUGGAUUCUCUUCUUCGGUGAUGGAGAACCUUGAUCAUAUGUUUGAUUUGUUAGGUAACAUUUCAAUUCCAGAACAGAGACGCAAGGCUAUACCAUGGCUACUGUGGGGAAUUUGGAAAAGCCGGAACUCUACUAUCUUCUCUGCUAGAAACAAUGAUCAUAACAUACUUAUUGCCUCAGCUUUGGAAGAUUCUGAGGUUUGGUUUCAUCAACAGAGUGUAAUGAAACAAGACAUUCAAGGCGUUGAGUGUAAGAGCAAUCGUUUGGAUACACGGUGGUUCAAACCUGCUCUUGGUCGACUCAAAUGUAAUCUCAAUGCUUCGUGGGCGACGGAUUCUUUCUUUUGUGGAGGUGCUUGGAUCAUAAGGAAUCAUGAAGGAAAUGCUUUAUUUCACGCAAGGGAUGCUUUCGUUCCGCAUAUCAAUAGAAUCUCGGCUGAGCUUUCCUGCAUUUUGUGGUGCCUUCGGAGUUUAAAAGAUCUUCAUAUAAUGUCUUGUGAAGUUUGGACAGAUUGCAACGCGGUUUUAGCGGCUUUGGAAUCACCAUUGGAAUGGCGGAAGUAUAGAGCUCAGCUUGACAAGAUUAUACAAGUAAAAUGUGGUAUGGGGGAGAUUUCAUUUCACCUGUCAUCUACAAAAGCUAAUUCUUUGGUUAGAGAGAUCGCGAGCAGUGUAACCAGGGAUGGACGCUUAACUUCAUACUUAGCUUUAGGCGGGCCGGCGUGGUUGCAGGAACGACUCAUCUUGGAUAGCCAUUGA